This is a messenger RNA of Saccostrea echinata, 3380 nucleotides long. RefSeq lists its product as uncharacterized. The transcript is spliced from 7 exons. Bases 185 to 1303 code for a protein of 372 amino acids. The record is from RefSeq and is a predicted model, not a curated record. NCBI's taxonomy places the organism in Eukaryota, Metazoa, Mollusca, Bivalvia, Ostreida, Ostreidae.
CUGAACACAUGUGCUUACAAUGGACUGCUGUAAAUCAGUAGAUACAAACAUCUAUAAGAUUAGGACCAGACAGUCAUUUUAACAUGGAGUAAAGCAUGUGAACAUUUAUAACUGUCCCAUUAGACACACCUUGCUUGAUUUGACAAUGUUUGUGGAUUAAAUUCUAAGUUAUAUCACUUUGUCAAUGGAUCUAAGCAUGGCCCCAGUAUUUCUGUUUUUGUUACAAUUUUGGACUUCACUGGUUAAUGGUGGGCCAGAUGACAUGUGGGAUGGCCUUAAUUUGAAAUUUGGAACACACAAACCGUUACCAAGACGGAGAGAGGAGGCAGAAAGAGAAAAUUAUAAAAGGCAAAAUGAUAUAUGUAAAACUGAUAAUUAUCAUGGCUUUCUGUAUAGACUAGAAGACGACUCCAAGUUGUUACCUAUUUACGAUUUAAAUGGUUAUCUGGCAGGAAUACAAGCAAUCAUUCAAUCAGACAUGAAAGGCUACGACUCCCUGAAUAAAACCAUUGAUUUACCACCUCACGAAAUCAUGCCUCCAGUUUUAGUGGGAAAAUCUGACAUCCAAACCUACACGAUUACAGCUUACUUCAAGCAUCCCCAACAUCUCUGCAGUCCCAUUCACCAUAGCAACGUGCCUGCAGGAAAGGGACUGUAUCUACAGACAGGAUAUGACCCAAUCCGCAACUACGAACAAAUUCCGAUGGAAGCAAAGAACCUUUCUUCAUUAUGGAAGAAAGCCAUUUGUUUGCCAACAAUGGGUACCCAUUAUUUUUUUAAUAUUUCACGAGACAUGCAGUGUGAGAGACUAUACCCCGUAUUUCUGAUGUACGAUAGUGAGGGGAAAUUGGGAGCGUUUGGAUGGACGUUCCAGGGUCAGCCAUAUGAAGGCCCUAAUUCUAUAUUGGACUGGUAUCAGCUCCAACCUAAAACUUUUUAUUUUAUAUUUGAUGUGAAUCAACUACCACCUUGCAUGCUCAACCCAAAUUUCCGAGUGUUUGGAAUCCACAUUUGGCUUCAGAGCCACAACAAGACUACCAUGCGGUGUACCCCGUCAGCCACACCAGUGCCACAAAAAACCACCACAGUAACAUACGAGGAAAGGAGAAGAAAUGGUGGUGAUAAUCCUGACAAUAAAGUCAACUUUGGCAAAAAUCCAGGCUCCAAUAUUAUUCAACCUCCUCAGCCCAAAAAGAAUUCGGGGAUAAACUCUGCAACUAAAGACACAUGUAGCGUGUGCUUGUUUUUAUUUGUUUGUAUUUUAUGGACAGUUUUAUCAAAUUUUAUUGUAUUAAAUGUAUAGCAUAAGUAUUUACAUUUAAUCUGAGUUUAUAUUUUAUUUUUCAAUCCAAUUUUUAAAACACAAAAUAAAAUCUGCUCAAUAUAAAUGUGUUACACAGAAUUUGCUAAAUACCUGCUGGGGGUCAAAUCUGAUUUCUUAUUGAAGAACUUAAUAUAUUUCCCUUGUAUAUUUAUAAGGUUGUAAUUUCUAUUUGGAAUAACCUGGGUAGAAUAUAAAGCAACUGAAUUCAUUGUUUUUCACUUAUUUUCAUGUGUACCGGGUAUUAAUUACAGCUGUAUUUAUAUUCUUACCAAACCAGAGGUUUGCAUUCAAAAUCAAUUAAAAAUAAGCAGUACAGUUUAACACAUUAGGAAUAUAUAUUAUUUAACUUAGACUAAUAAUAUGAACAAUUAAAUCACUGAUAUAGAUUCUGAAGUUAAAAAAUAAACAGUAAAAUGCUUUAUUGGCUGAUAAGUAUGCACUAAGGAUCAAGUACUGGCAGUUUAUCUGAACAUUAGAGAAAAAAAGACUUUCUAUUAAAUAUAGCUCUUUUGUAUAAUUCAAAAUCGUUAACUUUCGGGAAGAAAAUCUUACUUGGAACUUGUCAGCUAUGUUGUUUCAUUUAAACUUGAGUUUUACACAAUUUUUCACUUGGCUGUUUAGUGUCUAACAUUGACUAAUAUAUUAAAUUAUAAUAUAAUCUAAGACAAUGUUAAAUCUCCAUAAAAGUGGUGUCUGACUUGAAACUAAAAUUUAUGAGAUAACUAAUCUUCUAUUAUAGGGAUGGUCAACUUAGGUGUCGAUACUGGCAGAAAAUCAUACAUAGCUGUACAUUUUACUCUAUGUUUACUACAUUUGUGAGAGGUUUUUUUCUAAUUUUUUGUAAACCUGUGUAACAUCUUUAUGUAAAUGAUGACAUGAGAAUAUCAUGAAUGAUAAUACUGUGAUAUUAGUUUGUAGAUUUUCAUAGAACUUUACUGAGCUAAGGGGAAUAACCCUUACCUCCACAAACAGCACUGCAAGCUCUGCAAAAACUUCACAGCAAAUUUUGUACAAGCUUUUUUCAUUUUCUUUUUUUAAUUUUUUAAUUUAGAAAAUAUAACUUUAGAUAUAUUUUCUGGGGUCAUUCUUUCCUACUGCAUGUAUUUUAUUUUUUCUAGGGAAACUUAAUAGAAGCAGGUGCCCAGACAAUAUCCUCAAUAUAUGAGUACAUUUUUACUUACCAUUAGUGAUGUUCUGCCUUGCAGCACAUAUAAAGUUUAUCUCAAAUGUCUGAUUCUCCUUUAAUGUCUGUUGUUCUUUUCUAUAAUGUUCCUGUACAGUUGUAAAAAUAUGAAGAUUUAAUUCAAAGUACGAUUUCUUUGAUAAGAGGGAAUUUAAUUUGGUGCAUUCUUAAACAAUCAUCAUGAUUCUAUAACAAAAUCAUUAGUCUCUACUUUAAAUUUCAUUCCCUUUGUUUAAAUUCCCUGUCUCCUAUCUUUAACUUCAUUCCAUAUACUUCAUUUUCAAACUUUAGUAAUAUAUAUAUUUUUUUGUUUACAUGUAAUUUGUAAAUGCAAAUACGAUCUUGAUGUGCUUACUUUCACUUUUAAAUGCACCUUUCUGCAAAUUCCUAGACCCAGACUUAAGCCUUAUAUAUGUACCUGUACAUAUUGUCUGUUUUUGUGUGUGUGUGUGUGAGAUUUGUUGAGAUGUUAAAUACUUUACAGUGAGUACACGUGUGUCUUCAUUUGAACAUAGUGAGGAGGUCAUUAUAUGCUCAUAUACCACUCAGACUAAAUGUUUAUAUGUUUUGUGAUAACAUUAUUGAAUCUCAUAACGUGUAAAUGUGUGUGACAUUCAGAUGGUGAAAAACAUUGGUGUGUGUGACUUGUGCUUUGAGUUUCUACUGAAUUGCAAGAGAUUAUAGACAAACAUUGUUGAUAUAAACUGAUGUGAUCAGAUACGUCAAUGAUUGCCUCUUUUUUUAAUCACCUGUAAAUUAAUUUUGAACUUGAAUGGGUGUUUCAACGAGUAAAGCUUACAUGAAAUCCUACAAGUAUGUAAGAUUUUGUUCAUUUUAACUUAAAAAAAACAUUAAAAAAAUUUACGCUAACAA